Lachancea nothofagi CBS 11611 is the source of this 1557-nucleotide messenger RNA. Lineage: Eukaryota; Fungi; Ascomycota; Saccharomycetes; Saccharomycetales; Saccharomycetaceae. The record is from the annotation of a GenBank genome assembly.
AUGUCCAUCAGCUUUUCACAACGAUCUCCACUUCCACGAAUCAAACAUUUGCUGCUUGGUGAUACCAUCGGUCAGGGCUCCUUUGCAUUUGUCAAAAAGGCAUGUUUGGAUACAGAUCCUAACACGGUAGUGGCGGUGAAGUUCGUGCACUUGCCAACGUGCGCCAAGCACGGUCUGACAGAAAAGAAUGUUACAGAGGAGGUGAUACUACAGUCUAAAUGCAACGGGCAUUUGAAUGUUCUAAAAGUUAUAGAUUGCAAUUUGACUCAAGAUUUCUUGUGGAUUGUUAUGGAAAUGGCCAGUGGAGGGGACCUUUUUGACAAAAUUGAGCCUGAUAUCGGGGUGGACGUCGAGGUUGCACGCUUUUAUUUUAAGCAACUGAUUAAUGUCUUAAGCUACUUACACGACGAGUGCGGUAUAGCCCAUCGAGACGUGAAACCAGAAAAUAUUCUACUUGACCAAAAUGGGAACUUGAAGCUUGCAGAUUUCGGUCUUGCUUCACAAUAUAAAAGAAAAGACGGCUCCAAAAGAGUUUGUUCCGAUACACGCGGCAGUUUGCCCUACAUGGCUCCUGAAAUAGUGUAUUCGCGAGGAUACUACGCCGAUUUGACCGAUAUCUGGUCAUGCGGUAUUCUGAUUUUUGUGUUACUUACCGGCGAAACUCCUUGGGACCUGCCGAGCGAUGAAGAUAUUCAUUUCAGCGAGUUCUGGGCUAAUAGUGGUAAAUUGGCUGAUGGACCAUGGAAAAAAGUAGAUCUGGCGCAGCUUAACCUCUUGCGCAAGAUCUUACAGCCGGACCCUGCUCAGAGAUCAACUUUGAAACAGCUAAAGUUGCACAGCUGGUACACUGCGCCCAUAACAUUUGCAGAUGAACUAGGUAUUUGUAAAGAUCCUCAGGCACUGUCCCAUAAAUUGAUGAGCAGGCUUCAUAUUUCGCUAAGUGACGAGGCCUAUUCACAGAAUGACGGUGUCCCUAACUAUGGAGACCACGUUAAGCACAUGUCAACGCAACCCCUUCAAUCACAUCCGGAUGAGUUAGAGGAAGAUUUUCUCGAUAGUAAUCACUGUGCUGCAAGCCAGUAUGAGCUGACACACGAAACUUACGAAAAUUAUGCUUAUUCUCAAGAUAUCAAAUGGAGUCAGCAUAUCCAGAGGGAUAUGGCCACGCAGCAAUUUUGUAGCACAAGCAAAAAUGAUACGUCCUUUGUCAAUACUUCGAGAUUGACAAAGUUUUACUCUACACAGGACAUGGACGACAUAUUAAAUACUCUGGAAAGUGCAUUACAACGUUUGUGCAUUCCUGUAAGAUCAAAUCUAUACGAAUCUUUUGUGAGUCUGAGUCAUAAUCAUGCUUUGGAUGAAGUGUCCCCACUUACAAUUCAAGUUAACACAUUGGAUAGGAAAGGUUGGAAUUUGUUGGGAAAUAUUUCACUGUUUAAGUGCGACGAGGGCCUCACGCUUUUAUGCUUUAACAGAAGAAAGGGCGAUCCGAUAGAAUGGAGAAGGCUUUUCAAAAGGAUGAGCCUUCUAUGUCGUGACCUUGUAUAUAUACCUUAG